ACUGUGGCACUGCACUCAUGACUUCGUUUUGAAUCGUAAGGGGAGAUUUGGAUAUACUUCUCACAUCUUUCUGUGUUAAAGUUCCUGAAGGUUGAGAGGACUUUACGUACGGAAAUUACGGAAUUGACAUGUUAAAUGUUCCUUACUUCGGAUGGUCAAGAGAGCGCUGGAAUCAAGCAAGCAUUUUCGACUGAAUCGGAAUGAGACUGCAAGUUGCACGCAAAUCUGCCGGGACCUGAAGAGAUCAAGAAAGUUUCAACAGAAUUCUCCAUAGCCCAGGCGAUCUGCUGCAGCCAUGUUUAUGAACAGCUUGAAGAUGCUGCUCACAGGUGGCAAGGCCAACCGCAAGAACCGCAACAGUGAUGGUGGCAGUGAGGACCUGGCCGGCCCCUGCUCGCCCGGUCUAGACCACCCCUACCUCAGCUACGCUGGGCAAGGAGGCAGUGUGGACAGCGACUUCGCCUUCAAGGGAGACUACAGCGUGCCGCUCUCCAUCACGGAGGGCAUGCAGCACAUCCGCAUCAUGGAGGGCGUGUCCCGCUCCUUGCCCUCCUCCCCUCUGCUCACCCACCAGGCCAUCAGCAUCCACCUGCAGCCUGCCAGCAAGCUUACAGGUGAGUCCAGCCAGGAGCUGGGCCCCCCUCCCUCGGUGGAUGAGGCAGCCAGCACGUUGAUGACGAGGCUGGGCUUCCUUCUGGGAGACAAACUGAGUGAGGGGCCAGACGGAGCACAGUGCGGCAUGGAGGAUCCCCAAGAUAGACAGGGCCUGACUUCCAACCAGAGGAUGAGCCCUUGCUCCACCCUGACCAGCAGCACAGCGUCCCCCCCAGGAGGCAGCCCCUGCUCCACCCUGCCCCCCACCACCCCCGGCCAGCCCAGCAACAGGGACUGUGCCUACGGCUCCAUCACAAGCCCCACCUCCACUCUGGAAAGCAGAGACAGCGGCAUCAUCGCCACCCUGACUAGCUACUCUGAGAACAUGGAGCGGGGUGCUAAAUACGGUGAGGGUUCCCGCGGCAACCUAAAGCUGUGGCAGUCUCAGAAGUCUGGCAUGGACUCGUUCCUGUACCGCGUGGACGAGAACAUGACUGCCUCCACCUACAGCCUCAACAAGAUCCCUGAGCGGAGCCUGGAGAGCAUGUCCCCCCACUCCGCUCACUCUAUCCCCCUGUACCUCAUGCCCCGUCCCAACUCUGUGGCAGCCACCAGCUCGGCUCACUUGGAGGACCUGGCGUACCUGGAUGAGCAGAGACACGCCCCGCUGCGCACAGCGCUGCGCAUGCCCAGACAGAGCACGGUGGCCGGCCGCCCCGGCCAGGACCCGAGAGCCUCUGCUAACUCCCAUGCCUGGCAGUCCCAGUCCCUGCGCUUGGCGCCGUACAGGCCUGCCGACAUCUCUCUGAAGCCCCUGCUCUUUGAGGUGCCCAGCAUCACCAUGGACUCGGUCUUCACCGGCAGGGAGUGGCUCUUCCAGGAGAUCGAUGCCCAGCUCAACAACCCCGACUCCAGCAACAACCGCGGCGUGGUGGUGGUGGGCAACAUCGGCUUCGGCAAGACGGCCAUCAUCUCCCGCCUCGUGGCGCUCAGCUGCCACGGCACCCGCAUGAGGCAGAUCGCCUCGGACAGCCCGCAGGCGUCACCUAAACAUGGAGAGGGUCUGCCCCUCAGCCACGGCACCCUGGGGGGGGGCAGCUGUCCCGGGACCCCGGAGAUGAGACGCCGCCAGGAGGAGGCGAUGAGACACCUGGCCUCUCAGGUGGUGGCCUACCACUACUGCCAGGCGGACAACGCCUACACCUGCCUGGUGCCGGAGUUCGUCCACAACGUGGCGGCCCUGCUGUGCCGGGCCCCUCAGCUCCUCGCCUACAGAGAGCUGCUCCUGAGGGAACCCCACCUCCAGAGCAUGCUCAGUCUGCGCUCCUGCGUCCAGGACCCCCUGGCGUCCCUGAGGAGGGCGGUCCUAGAGCCCCUGGAUGCUCUUUAUAAAGAGAGGAAGAUCACCUCUGAAGAAGACCUGGUCAUCCUCAUUGAUGGACUUAAUGAGGCAGAGUUCCACAAGCCCGACUACGGAGACACCAUUGUGUCUUUUCUGAGUAAAACAGUAAACAAGUUUCCUCCGUGGCUCAAGCUUGUUGUCACUGUGAGGACCACGCUGCAGGAGAUCACCAAGCUGCUGCCUUUCCACCGGAUCUCCCUGGACGGGCUGGAGGAGAACGACCCCAUCGACCAGGACCUGCAGGGGUACAUCUUGCACCGGAUCCACAGCAGCCCUGAGAUCCAGAACAACAUCUCCCUCAAUGGAAAGAUGGACAACACCACCUUCGGCAAGCUCAGCUCCCACCUCAAGGCCCUGAGCCAGGGAUCCUACCUUUACCUGAAGCUCACCUUUGACCUCAUUGAGAAGGGCUACCUGGUCCUCAAAAGCUCCAGCUACAAGGUGGUGCCCGUGAACCUGGCGGAGGUCUACCUGCUGCAGUGCAACAUGCGCUUCCCCACGCAGUCGUCCUUCGAGCGGGCGCUGCCCCUGCUCAACGUGGCCGUGGCGUCCCUCCACCCGCUGAACGACGAGCAGAUCUACCAGGCCAUCAACGCCGGCUGGCUGGAGGGCACGCUGGACUGGGAGGACUUCCAUCAGCGCGUGGACAACCUGUCCGUGUUCCUGGUGAAGAGGAGGGACGGGACGCGCAUGUUCGUGCACCCCUCCUUCCGGGAGUGGCUGAUAUGGAGGGAGGAAGGAGAGAAGACCAAGUUCCUCUGCGACCCCAGGAGUGGGCACACCCUCCUGGCCUUCUGGUUCUCUCGCCAGCAGAACAAGCUGAACCGACAGCAGACCAUCGAGCUUGGCCACCACAUCCUUAAAGCACACAUCUUCAAGGGCCUGAGCAAGAGGGUUGGGGUUUCCUCAUCGAUCUUGCAAGGGCUUUGGGUGUCCUACAGCUCAGAGGGCCUGUCCACCGCGCUGUCGUCACUUCGAAACCUCUACACGCCCAACAUCAAGGUGAGCCGGCUAUUGAUGCUGGGCGGGGCCAACGUGAACUACCGUACAGAGGUCCUGGCCAACGCCCCUGUGCUGUGUGUGCACGCCCACCUGGGCUACAUGGACAUGGUGGGGCUGCUGCUGGAGUACGGAGCCUGGGUGGACGCCCCCUCAGAGAGAGGCCUCACCCCCCUUGGCUACGCAGCCUCCGCCGGACACAUGGCUAUCGUCACCACUCUGUGUCGCAAGAAAGCCAAGGUGGACCACCUGGAUAAGAAUGGCCAGUGUGCCUUGGUGCACGCAACCCUCAGAGGACACCUGGAGGUGGUCAAGUACCUCAUCCAGUGUGACUGGGGCCUGGGAGGACAACAACAACAACAGCAGCAGCAGCCAGCUGCCUUCAGUAAGAGCCAUGCAGUCCAGCAGGCUCUCGUUGCUGCGGCCAGCAUGGGGUACACAGAGAUUGUGACCUAUCUGCUGGACCUGCCAGAGAAGGACGAGGAGGAGGUAGAGCGCGCUCAGAUCAACAACUUUGACACACUGUGGGGAGAGACAGCUCUGACGGCGGCUGCGGGGCGGGGCCAGAUGGACGUGUGCCGUCUGCUCCUGGAGCAAGGGGCCGCCGCGGCACAGCCCAACAGGCGAGGCAUCGUCCCCCUCUUCAGCGCGGUGCGGCAGGGCCACUGGCAGGUAGUGGACCUGCUCCUGACCCACGGGGCUGACAUGAACCUGGCGGACAAGCAGGGGCGCACCCCCCUGAUGGUGGCUGCCUCCGAGGGCCACCUGGACACGGUGGAGUUCUUACUGGUCCAAGGUGCCUCUCUGGCCAUGACGGACAAGGAGGGUCUGACUGCUCUGAGCUGGGCGUGUCUCAAGGGCCAUCUGCCCGUGGUGCACUAUCUGGUGGAGCAGGGCGCGGCCACGGACCACGCUGACAAAAAUGGACGCACACCUCUGGAUCUGGCGGCCUUUUAUGGAGACUCUGAGGUGGUCCAGUUCCUGGUGGAUCACGGGGCCAUGAUAGAACAGGUGGACUACAGUGGGAUGCGUCCUCUCGACCGGGCAGUGGGCUGCAGAAACACAUCCGUGGUGGUCACCUUGCUCAAGAAAGGAGCCAAGAUAGGAUGUCAGACGCUGCCCAGUCGGCCGAGAGGUCCAGCCACAUGGGCAAUGGCCACCUCCAAACCUGACAUCAUGAUAAUCCUACUUAGCAAACUGAUUGAGGAAGGAGACAGUUUCUACAAGAAGGGGAAGGUGAAGGAGGCUGCACAGCGUUACCAGUGCGCCCUCAAAAAGUUCCCGCGUGAAGGUUUCAGUGAGGACCUGAAGGCUUUCGGGGAGCUCAAAGUUUCUAUUUUCCUUAACCUGUCCAGAUGUCGGCGGAAAAUAUACGACUUUGGGAUGGCUGAAGAAUUUGCUACCAAGGCGUUGGAAUUGAAACCAAACUCCUACGAGGCAUACUAUUCCAGGGCUCGUGCCAAGCGUAGCAGCAGGCAGUUCCCCGAAGCCUUAGAGGACCUGAAUGAAGCCAUGAAGCACUGCCCCAACAACCGUGAGAUCCAGCGGCUGCUGCAGCGGGUGGAGGAGGAGUGCCACCAGCUCAGUCUGGAGGAACAGCAGGAGCUGGAGCCCCUCCCCUCACCGCCCCCGACUCCGCCCCCAGAGGAGGAGCUGAUCCUGGACAUGCCCCUCCCCCCUCCCCCAGAGCCAAGGCUGGAGGACAUGGAGUCCGUCCAGGAGCUGUUUGAGGAUGAGGUCUACCUGGAGCAGGAGCUGGAGGCCUUGUCCAAUCCCUCCAGUCUGCCCAUCAUCCAGAGCCCCCCGCUCUCUCCCACCCACCAUGACCAGGUCUACCUUUCAGGGGGCUCCCCCCUGGGCCAGCCUUAUGACUACCAUCCCACCUCCAGCUCCAUGUCCUCCCCCACCCGUCAAACCUACCAGACCAUUUCACCCUCCUUGUCCCCCACCCACCAGAAUUCCCACUACCGGCACAGCCCCCCACUCACCUCCCCAGUGAACCAGCCCUCCUAUUGUUUCAGCCCACCAGAACAACAGAGCCCCCCACCCUCCCCUCUGCGACGUGGGCCUCAGUACAGAGCCAGCCCCCCCGUGGAGAGCGUGUGUAUGUAUAGGUCUCAGUCGGGCUCUCCUGUGCGCUACCAGCAGGAGCAGCUCCCCAGCCGGCCCAAAUCCCCCCUGUCUAAGAUGAGCAGUCAGAGGUCCUUCCAGCUGACCUCGCAGGCCUCCCUGUCCUCCCAGCACCCCCAGGUACAGGGCCUGCGUCUGCAGCCCUCCAUGGCCCAGAUUGUUCGCACCAACCAGCCAAACAGUGGCUACGGCCAGAUGGGGCACCCCAUCAGCAGCCGCUACCAGGGGGGAUCUGUGGAUGUGGAGAGCCGGCUAGUUUACCAGCCCUCUCUGGACGGGCGUCCCAUGACCCAGGUGCAGGGCAGCCUGAGUGCUGGGGCCCUCUGUCAGCACGGGGGUCGAGGAGGGGUCAUGGAGUCAGGCCUGAUGAAGGACGAGUUACCCCAGCGCCCCUCCUCAGCCUACCGCGCCAGCAGUGGGGGCAUCCGCUACAGCCAGACCCCCCAGAUUAGCCGUAGCCAAUCAGCCGCCUACUACCCUGUCUCAAAGCAUGAGCUGGAGCGCUCCAAUGCCCUGCCCCAGUGCCAGCUGGGCUCGCCCGAGAUCUCCCACAUGGUUAGGCGCCCCAUCAGCGCCAACACUACCGAGAUCAAGCAUAACAUGUCCACUCCCAGGCCUCUCAUCCACUCCCAGAGCGUGAGCCUGCGCUUCUCCCCUUCCAGCAACAACAUCUCCACGGGUUCAACCUGCAAUUUAACCCCAGGCUUCAGGCCUUCCAACUCCAUUCAGCAGAUGGAGAUCCCAUUGCAGGCAGCAUAUGAGCGCUCCUGUGAUGACAUCUCGCCAAUCUCACCCUCACAGGGAGGUGGCGGGGGGCUUUACCAGGGCGAGACCACCCGCUCGAGGAACACGCCCUUCAUGGGUAUAAUAGACAAGACCGCACGGACUCAGCAGUACCUGCAGCAGCCGUCACGGCCCUGGGCCAUGACCUCCAUGGACUCGGCCAUCAGCCCCACGUCGCCUGGAAACCUGGUGACGCAGGGCUCCACCUACAGCCCUCCAACGUCGCUAGGCAACAUCGCCUACUACAACAAGACCAACAAUGCCCAGAAUGGACACCUGCUGGAAGAGGACUACUACUCCCCACAAUCCUCUCUGAGCAAGCUGGCGAACGGCUCCCGCGGAGGGGAUCUCCUGGAAAGGGUGAGCCAGGCACCCACCUACCCGGACGUCAAGAUGGCCAGAACUCUGCCAGUAGCACAGGCCUACCAGGACAACAUGUACCGGCAGCUCUCCCGCGACUCGAGGCAGGGCCCUCCCUCCCCCAUCAAACCAAAGAGACCGUUCGUGGAGUCGAAUGUGUGAGGGUUGUGUGGGACAGGGUGUGAGUGAAGGUGUGCGAGUGUGAGAGGUGUGUGCGGGGAUGGGAGGGAGGUAGGCAUCAUUUCUGACCUUGGUAUCUGAUGGAUUCAUUCAAAACAACUCUGACUUACUGUACUAUCACAUACGGACAAACAUUGGCAGUCAGUUAGACUUACAGACUAACUACUUACAGAGAAACAAGAAGUGGUGACAUUUCAAACUCUGCACAUAUAGGGGAGAGUUCUUGUUAAAGAGACAUGUCUACACUAAAACAGAGCCAUGUGCACUUCCACAGGGAGCGAGUGAGGUCAUACUACUGUGUGUAGUUUGUAGGCCAAAUACCUGCUGAACCUUUGGACUCCAUGUUCUAUCCUUAGUAUACAAAGUGUGCUCUUAAUCAAGGUUGCUAGGCUCAAUGUAAUACAACAUUAAUAUAUGUUGAGUACUGUAAAUUGCUCACAGAUUUUAAGCAAAUCCACAGUACUAUAUACGUAUAUAUAUAUAAACAAACAGUUUGUGUUUGAAUUGUAUUCUUGUUUCUCCCAGUCUUAAACUUUUUUGUUUCAUACUGGGAAAGGGUAUUUUAAAGUAAACAUGGUGGAAAUGAGGGCCAUUCAUGAUCUAUGAAUUAUGAGUUUCAUUUAGUUGUAUUUGUCAUAUUUGCUUUACCAUGUUAUGUUAUAACAUGUAUUUGUUUUCAUCACAGUACAUGUACUCAUAUUCAGCUUAGGUAUUAAUACAUUAUACUUAAAUGUACUGAACACUCUUUAGUAUGAUGAACAACUGUCUAACUGCCAUAGUCUGAAUCCCUUCACUUUUUUCCAUAACCUCUAAGAAUAGCCAGAAACAAUUACACACUUUUGAAUACCUGCAAAACAGUGUGCUUGUAGAAUGUCAUUAUUUUUAAAUGCUUUCAAGCUUUGCAGCUAUUGCUAUCUCAAAACUGGUUUUGAGAUAGCAAUGAACUGAACUGUAUCAGACACAGAAUUUUUGGCUAGUAAAUAUUUAUUGUAUUUUCUCAUUACUACAUAAAUUAAUUCAUAUAAUUUGUUGAUGGAUAAUCCAUAUAGUUUUUUUGUUUGUUGUUAAUAUUCAGGUUUAAAUUACAUAGCUAGCAGCGAAGGUCACGUAAGCGCCAAAGUUAGGAGGUCCUCUUGCACUUACCACUAUGUAGAGGUAAUGUCAGAGUACAGAUGUAUUAUUUGAAGACAAUGUGAAGUAUUUAAACUGAAUUGGGUAUCUCUCCUUUCUUUUAUAUUUUAAUUUUGUAUUAUUCAACCCUUUCUGCACUACUGCCUGUGAAGUUCUUAACUAAAGGUGCACUUUACGUAUUUUAAUUAUUUUAUUGUUAUGACUGACUUUGAAUUUAGAUUACAGUAAGUGGAUGUGUGUAGGUCAGAUGGGCCUACAAUGGACAUUUGAUAAAGGAUUACUAUUGUUUGAAGGAAAAGGAAGUAGAAAUGAAUCAUAACAUAAAGAACAAUGUUUUAAAUAUAUAGAGAUGUAUAGUAUGUACUAUAUAGCACAAGUUGUAUUGGCUGUAUAUACCGUCUGAAAUAUCGCACUCAACCCAACUCCAGAUUCUCUCAAAGGCAGGUCUUUUCCAAACAUCUUUUAUGAUGUAAGACCCGCACUCUCUUUCUCAGAACCAUUGUUCCAUCCUCAUACAUAUUCACGCAAGAAAAUAAACUGUCUAAUUUGUGCAAUUAUGUCCUAAAUAAUCUCCUACGCAGGAUCCAUUCACCACAAACAUAUUUUUAUAUUUGCAGACGGAGUGGGUUUAGAGUGCUGAACUGAGAGGCAGAGUGAGUUAGCUGUUAAAAGGGAGAUUAAUAAAAUUGUUCCCAACCCACACUGCAACUCAUGGAGUUACACAAGGCACACAGACAGACAAAGCAGAUAGACAGACAAAGCAGAUACAGACAGACAGGUAGGCGUGAUUUACUUUAGACAUACUAAAGCGAUGUAGGCCAUAGUGUUGCCAGUGAACUGCACUGCUCUGUCCUCAUCACAGAAUAGCCCUGUCCUGAUUGGAGAACAGAAUAGCCCUGCCCUGAUUGGAGAACAGCCUGCAGAGCCUGUGUGACUCCCCCAGUUAUAUCUGCUAUAUGAGAGGUAUCGAACAGUUAUUUAUUAAAUCAAAUGUAUGAACUGUAAUAUUCUUUCAGAAGCAUUACCCUUGAGAACCUGGGGUAUUUGUUUGAUGUAAAUGAGUUUGCUGUAUAUAGCCUAAUGCAUGUACUAUGAUUUCCAUGAGCUCUAACAAAAACCCAUCUGGUAUGUAUAGUGUCCUGAUUCUGUUGAUACUCAGUUGGGGUAUGGGAUAACAGUAGGAAGACAGUUGUCCUGAAAUGUUCCUUAUCCAUUUCCUUCAAUCUCAUUUGACAGACGCCGAAAAACGGAAGUUUUCUAUUUUUUAUUUUGUUUCAAUGUAUUUGCUUGCUAAGCAGAGUUCUCUUGUCUGUACAUGUGGGCUUUCAGAGCGCUGUGACAAAAAGUUUAAUUGAAAACAAUAAUAAAAAGAAUGUGUUUCUAUUCCAUGA
This is a messenger RNA of Osmerus eperlanus (European smelt), 8970 nucleotides long. RefSeq names its product tetratricopeptide repeat, ankyrin repeat and coiled-coil containing 2b (gene tanc2b). The transcript has 29 exons. Gene Ontology annotation, cellular component: dendritic spine. NCBI's taxonomy places the organism in Eukaryota, Metazoa, Chordata, Actinopteri, Osmeriformes, Osmeridae. Bases 296 to 6430 code for a protein of 2044 amino acids. The record is from RefSeq and is a predicted model, not a curated record. Gene Ontology annotation, molecular function: protein binding. Gene Ontology annotation, biological process: regulation of dendritic spine morphogenesis.